AUGAACUGCGAACUCCAUGAGAACCCAGCGUUCCACCGACACGCCGAAGCUACCACCGCGGAACUAUUCUACGAUCUUUUCUUCGUCGCAAACCUGACUACCUUUACGUCGUUACAGGAGAUCAAUGACCGGCACUCCUUGACAGAUUACAUCGGCUUCUUCUCUCUGCUCUGGCUAACAUGGUACCAAGUCUCACUCUACGACGUGCGAUUCUCCACUGAUAGCGGCUUCGAGCGCAUCGCGAAAGCACUCCAUUUCGGCGUCAUGGUUGGCUUUGCGGUCAUCGGCCCACAGUGGAAACCAGGGCAGGAACACAGCGAUUACAAGAUCUACAGAGCGUUUGGACUAAUCUUGAUGGUCUCGAGGUUCACGCUGUUUGCGCAGUACGGAGUGACUCUGUGGUAUACCAAGAAGUACAAGAAGAUUGUUCUUCCUAUGGUACUCGUGCUGGGAAUGACGCUUGCCGCGGCCAUUAUUUAUGGCGCACUAACUUCGGCGUUCCCAGGGACAAAGUACAAUGCACUUGGAAACGCGAUCAUGCAGCCGAGCAGCGUGUAUAUUGCAUGGUACGUGGUUGGUAUCUCGGAGACGUUUUUGACCGUGGGUGUGAGCUGCAUCUGGCACGUCGUGUCCUUCAAGGGAACGCAUAUGGUGCAGCGCAUGUCGCUCCUGACACUCAUCAUUCUCGGCGAAGGCAUCAUUGUCAUCUGCAAGUCCAUCUCUCGGAUCGUCAAGAACGACUACCUCUGGACUGUGCCCGUCGUCGGCCAGAUCAUCGCCGCCGUGUUGAUCAUCUACUUCCUGUACAUGCUGUACUUUGACCGUAUCCAGGAGGAGCAUUUUGGAAGUAUCAAGCAGCAAAUAUGGUCGUUCUUGCAUUAUCCGCUGCACACUGUGCUCGUGCUGAUCUUGCAGGGCAUUUCGCUGCUCAUCAUCUGGCGCCAGGCCGUCGAAUCUUUGAACGCACUCGAGGCAGACUGGCUACCAGCGCUGACCUGGCUUGAAACACGCGAAGUGGUAAACGGCUCGAACUUCGCAUCGUUCAUGAGCGCCAUACCCAACACAUACGCCACUGAGGGAGUGGCAUAUGCAACGUACAUUAACCAAACGUGCUGGAACCAAGUAUACAGGUACAUCCCCAAGGGUGUGGAUGCAUCCAAGGAGAUCAAGAUUGUCUUGGAUUCCUGGUAUGUCAUCCAGCAGGGUUUGGACAACUACCUAGCCGACUACAACAAUCAGACUGCUUGGACACAAUUUGACACUGGAUUGAACGAGGUCAUCUCCGCGACAUUCAAGACGCUCUUUGACACCUUUAGCGUCACGGCUCCGAAGCGCACAAGCAAAGUUACCGGAAAUGAGAUUGCAAACUGGACGGCCACGAUUACCCAGUAUUAUAUCAUUUUCGAGCUCGUCUUGACAUAUACAUUCAUUGCGGGCGGCCUGGCUUUGGUUUUGACGACCCUGCUCGGCUUCAUCUCACUGCCCAAGCAAGAACGUCGAUUUCCUAUUUACGCUCGGCUUGCCAUAAACACAGCGGCGGGUAUUGGCCUCUGUCUAAUCUCCACUAUUCGGUACAGCGAUGGCAGCUUGUACAACUUCUUGGGCAGCGCCUGGAUCAUCCCGACUAUCUGCUUGGUUCUGUUCAUUUGCGUUGUACUCAACCACGUUACCCUACCAAAGUGGGUGGUGCACUGA
Messenger RNA from Cucurbitaria berberidis CBS 394.84, 1695 nucleotides. RefSeq lists its product as uncharacterized. The coding region runs from base 1 to 1695 and encodes 564 amino acids. The transcript is spliced from 2 exons. The record is from RefSeq and is a predicted model, not a curated record. NCBI's taxonomy places the organism in Eukaryota, Fungi, Ascomycota, Dothideomycetes, Pleosporales, Cucurbitariaceae.